AUGGGCCAUACGACUAUUCCCCCACAUCUCAUCGCCCUCCUCUCUUCUCCCCAGACCCCCACAAGCUACGCCACAGACGCCUUGGAAGAAUGGAUCCUCCACAGGCGGGCAAAGGGCGAUAAUCUCUUCGAGACCUCCGUCGGGCUAGUAGAGCUCGAAGACCGGACACCGCCGCACCUGACCUAUGCAUUCGACCGGGCGAGUUAUCUCACCAAUGUACCCCACAUCAGCGACCUCUCGCCACCCACCGGCCCCUUCCCGCUCUCGCGCUCUGCGUCUACAUCUACAAUCCUCGCCCACCUCUUGUCCAGCCCGCCCCCGACCAUCCAGCAUUCCCGAGAAGUCAUUCUCGAGUAUACGCUGGCCAGGGAGACCAAACUGCGAGAGAAGAAAUCGGGGAGGGCCGGCAAGGGGACUCUGGGGCGGGAGGCAUUCGAGGAUAUCGCAAAGCGGAUGGGAGAGAUCGAAGACGGUCUGCGGCAAAACUCUUCCGACAGUCCCAGGCGAGGAUCUGUACCGCUCCGCGAUGCCUAUCCUUCGCCCCGGUCCUCUCAGGGGAUCCCAGAGCUGAGCGAGAACCAACAAAUCGGCUUGACACUCAUACUGUCUCUGCGCAUGUCUCUCUCGUACUUUACGCUGCAAGAACUUGCCGACCAGCUCCUAAAGCUCGCCCUAGGGGACGCUGAGCGAAUGCUUGUUCAGCAUAUACGGCGAAGGGUUCCAGGAGAAGGUCGCUGGGGUGUCGGAAAAGAGCUCGAGUUUGUGGAGGGUCUGACGUUAAAUCGCCGACCCGCACUCCGCCCCGCCUUCCGCUCAGCCAAAGCGCGCACUCUCCUCCCGCCCAAGGCCGUCUACCCCGUCUCGCUCCCUGCGCCGUCCAAGUCGCAGUGCAUCAAACACAUCCAGGCCCUCGUCAAGGAAGUCGAGACGAGCGGGCCCGAUGCCGCCGCUGCGUCUCUCCAGUCGCACGCCCCUGCCGGAGCCGCUAUUGGCUCGCCGGGAUUCACCGUCAAGAGAGCCAUGGGCAGCCCGACUCCUGCCUUUUCCCGCGAAGGUACCCCAGUCACAAGCCUUGCUUUGCCUCCCGUCCAAUUCCCCACCGCCCGACGAACAGAGUCCGACCCAACUAUCAUCUCCAACUAUGUCCACGAAAUCAUCUCCGAGUUUAUCACCCGUGAAAAACGAGAUUAUAUGCUCAAGUCGAAAUGGUCCAAGACAGGGCGGGCUCAGUUGAGCAAGGACCUGGGAGAUAUCGAGUCGGCUUUGUGUCUUGCCAGCAAAAAUGCGGCUUCGCCCCUUGCCCCAACUCUGAUCUCCACCUUUCUCAUACUCCGCCGCACAUUCUUCCUCCCUCCGUCUCCUCUUCCCCAGUCGAUCGCCGAGCCGUACCUCGACAUUCUUCCCGCUCCGCCUGACGCCGACGAUGUCGCUUUCCGCGAGCCUACUGUCAGUUCGACCACCGCGGCAUUAUAUGUCAACCCGCGUCUAGAUGACGAGAGGGCGUACGACGUGAUGGAAGAGCUGGUCGAGUUUGAAAAGGAAAAAGUCGAGGGAGCAGGGGGAUCGGAGGAAAGUAUGGUGGGAUGGGCUAUGGAGCAACUGGAAGCGGUGCAGAAGAGGUUCCCCGACGGAUCAUAUGCCGCGACGUUUGCCCGCGUCAAACAGUCCCUCGUCAAACCCCCUUCGCCCGUGUCAUCGACAUCUAUCGCAUUUGCGCCUUCUCCCACCUCUUCCGUUCACCGCCGUACCCGUUCUCACGCCUUCCCUGACGCACAGUAUAGCGCAAACACUGGAAGCCCGGUGGCUGUGGGUGUGCUCAAGGCUCAGCAUACCAGAAGCCGGAGUAUGCCAGGCCGGAAGGGUACGUAUGAUGAAGAGAAUGAAGAGGAAGCGAACGCGUCCUACCAGCAGCCAGCCCAGGUGCCGACACCAGAGACUCAAUCAGCAGAAUCUUCUCCACCUCGAGUAGGAUCUAUUGUCACCGAACUUCCCCAGCUCCCGCCUCUUGUCAUCACGCCUCUCCAGAUGGACGCCCGCCGCGCCUCUGGAGUGUCUACUGUACCCACUUCUGCUGGCGGGUCAGCUGGAGGCGGGUGGUGGGAUGUCAUUUCGGCGGUGGGCAAAGAAGAUCGGAGUGGAUCACCAGCGCCGUGGGAUGAAAGUUCGGACAAGCGGUCAAACGGAAUGACACACUCUUCUUCCGGAUACUUGUCCAACCCGGGGAGUGUGGGUGCUCCCGGGCUGAGAGAGUCUUCUAGCCACGGUAGUCUUGCUUUGGGAAAUAGGACGAAUAUUGAGGGCCCUUUGCCGCCUGGCGCUGAGGUUGCGAGACUGCCAGGAGCGCCGGCCGUACCAGAUUUCACAAGACCCAUGAUGUCGCUCGAUCUGAACUCGCCCGAAUCAUCCCCCAAAUCGAUAUCUCCCCCGUCAAAGACGGAUAGAGGCUUGUACGCGUCUCAAAAUGAGGAUGUGAGAGCGUCGCCUGGCAUACCGCAUGCGCUCUCUUCGCCGCCUCGUGUUGGCCACCCGUCGUAUGACCAAGACCGCGAGCGCUUACCACCGCCUCCUCCUCUGAGAUUCGACCAACCUCGAGGCACUACUCUGGGAAGCAGCAGCAACAUCUCUUCUCCUUCGAUGUCAAGCGCGACACCUACACCUACAGGGAUGCAAGCUCCCAGACUAUCUCCUGCGCCAUUCUAUCCUACUUCUAGAGGCACAUCGCCGGUAUUGGCUCCCACGACGGCGACGGGCCCUUCCCCGCCCGCGCCUUCUGGGUCAUCUAUAGCCUUUGCCCAUCCGCCCGACGUCCCAAAGUCGUCGCCCUCUCCUCCAACGCCGUCUACUACCCCACCCGUCAAGGCUUCCAAGCUUGGUACAUUUGGGAGGACAAUGUCGUUGGCCAGGAGCAAGUCCAAGAAGGAGAAGGCGGAGAAGGAGAAGGAGAAGGAGAAGGAGAGGGAGAAGGAGAGGGAGAAGGAGAAGGAGAGGGUCAUGAACGAUCCAAAGAGGUGGAAUCGAAGCGCCGUACAGAAUAUAAUGGGGCCUCCUGCUCGCUGA
This is a messenger RNA of Cryptococcus wingfieldii CBS 7118, 3057 nucleotides long. RefSeq lists its product as hypothetical. NCBI's taxonomy places the organism in Eukaryota, Fungi, Basidiomycota, Tremellomycetes, Tremellales, Cryptococcaceae. The transcript has 4 exons. The coding region runs from base 1 to 3057 and encodes 1018 amino acids. The record is from RefSeq and is a predicted model, not a curated record.